GCUGAAGUCCUGUUAUCACGUGACCGGUGACGCGUCCCCGCCCUGGGCGGGAGAGAGAGAGAGAGAGAUACGCUGACUGUGACAGUGACAGGACUCAGUGGAGAAUCUAUAAAGCAAUGAAGAAGAAAAAGAGGGUGACAGGUGCCAGGAAAAGACUUGGAGGGUCAACUCUGGAACCUGAGCCUUCUGAACAGAGUCUUCCGUAUCAGGAGCCUACAGAAAAGCCUAUGAUGCAGGCUGGUGCUUCUCAGGAGAACAACAUGAGACGUGAUGCUCUAUUGCUGAGCUUGUCACGGCCUGAAGGCCUGCAGCCUGGAUCCUGGUUGGCUACCAUCGAAGAUCCGCUGCACCCCAAUAAUCUGAACGUGUCUUCUUCAUGGCCGCUCUCUGCAGUGCUCCCAACCUGCCACCAGGGGGACCGCAAAGGAACUGAUGGUGAAGGCAGCUCAGCCCUACAUGUGACGUCCUUCGCGGAAACCACUCAGUCCUCUACUGUAGACCAAGUCCGAGAUAGGUCUGUGGAGUGCAGCCCCUGUGUUACGUUGCUCAAUCUGCCUGAAAGUGGCACCUGCGAGACAUACCCUGAAGUGUCGCUGAUUGGCACGUGCAGCGAAUGGACAUCCGCCAUAACAUCCUUAUCCGGCUUACAUACUAAACGUUCCUGCCUAGAAGGAGACAACGCAAUGACACUAGAGCUGAGCCCCGUUUUAUCAGCCGUGUCCAAUGUACAUGUCCAGCUGCCCCUGGACGCAGAGCCGAGCACGAGUAUUCCACAGACUCUUUCCCCGAUACAGACAGAUAAAUCCCAGCCCGAUCCACAGGAUACUCAGGGCAUAAGGAACACAUCCUGCUUUUCAGACUGGGGAGAGAAUUUACCGGAGCAGGGUCUGAACUUUUCCCAUGAUCAGAAAUUGAUGGUUUUACUGUCACCAAAACGUGAUCAAAAAGCCAAUAAAGACCUUGCUCCCCCAUGUGAAGGAGACCCUACUACCGUAUAUGAAGGACACCCUACCCCCCCAUGUGAAGGAGACCCUCCCCAUCUAUAUAUAGGUGAACCUACCCCUCAAUAUGAAGGAUGCCCUAAUUCCCCCUGUGAAGGAGAACAUGCGCCCCCAUGUGAGAGAGAUCUUAUGCCCCCAUGUGAUGGGGACUCUGCCACCCGAUGUGAAGGAGACCCUGCCCCCCCAUGUGAAGGAGACCCUACUCAAUGUGAAGGAGACCCUACUCCUCAAUGUGAAGGAGACCCUACUCCCCCAUGUGAAGGAGACCCUACUCCCCCAUGUGAAGGAGACCCUACUCCCCCAUGUGAAGGAGACCCUACUCCCCCAUGUGAAGGAAACCCUACUCCUCAAUGUGAAGGAGACCCUACUCCUCAAUGUGAAGGAGACCUUACUCCUCAAUGUGAAGGAGACCCUACUCCCUCAUGUGAAGGAGACCCUACUCCCCCAUGUGAAGGAGACCCUCCUACCCCAUGUGAAGGAGGCCCUAUUCCUCAAUGUGAAGGAAACCCUAUUCCUCAAUGUGUAAGAGACCCUACUCCCCCAUGUGAAGGAAACCCUAUUCCUCAAUGUGAAGGAAACCCUACUCCUCAAUGUGAAGGAAACCCUACUCCUCAAUGUGAAGGAAACCCUAUUCCUCAAUGUGAAGGAAACCCUACUCCUCAAUGUGAAGGUGACUGUACGCCCCCACAUGAAAGAGACCCAAUCCUGGUACAAGGAAGAGGCUCUGUGUUGGAAGAUUCAGGAGAACCAGCAACAGUCCUAGACGUGCCUGACAGUCAGCUACUGGGAGCCCUGGAGGAGAGCUUCUGUGAGCUUGGCCAGAAUGUGGAUGACACUGUCACUAACCGAGAGACCUCCGCAUCUGGCAAACUGGCAAUGCCGCAGGGUGACACCGCACAGCCGACUCUCCUAGCGACUGCGGCAUCACGGGGGUCAGUGUGUCAGCUCUACCAGGCAUUUCUUUCCUUGUAUCCUCUGCAGACAGCCGGAGAGCAGAGGGGAAGAUGCAUCAUCCACUGUCCAAGGACUGAUAACGGAGCUGUCAAAUCUCAACCGUCUUAUUAUGAGCACUUACCGAGAACUCCGACAGAAGAGGGUCAGGUUUACCCCAGGAAGAGGGGCGGCGAGUGGGAAGAGACGCCGGGAAAUGUGACACACCUGUCUACCUGUCCUUUCUACGUUGUUGGAACAAAUAAAUAUACAUUGUUGUUUUAUCCAUCAAGUAAGUGGUCCUCUCUCGCCUAUACACUAGGUGGAGACAGACAUGCGGUGGGCUAGAUCAGUAUUCAGCCUGCAGUUCACUAGUAACUUGUGACACCAGUGAGGCAUGAGGUAGUAAGUGCCUCGUGUCUCAGUGAUGUCACUAGCCCGUACUGAAUUAGAGACUGUGGCCACUGAGAGAGAGAAUGUGCUGGCUGCUCUUUUAUCCCUUUAUUUCUUGAACUCAGAAAUGUACAAAUAUCCGGUUACUCCCAUGUAACAGGUCUCUGUGGUGGGGUCACCCUCUGCCGUAUGGCUCUGAUAGGUUAAAUGUAUGACACUAUCACUCUGGGUCUUUGUCUCCGAGACCUCCUGACUCUCAGGUUUUCUUACAGACCAAUCUCUGAGUCCACCUUUUUGCUAUUUAACCCUUGGGGUGGUCUUGUAUAACUGGGUACACAUUAAACAAUGUGUACCCAGUGCGAUAUGGUCAGCGACAGGGGGGGGGGAAUGUCACCCGUUGGACCCGCAUGCAGGUCCGGCUGAGGAUGUCGCUGACGACACGUGAGAGCGAGCAUCGUAAGAGACAUGAAAAAGAGGGGGAUGGAAGGAUCACCUAUUUGGCGCAAAGCAGCCCAUACACUGAAAAUAUCAAAGUAAAUGUCACCACAUCUAUAUAACAAAUUCAGAAAGAAAGGAAAGAAGAUAUUAAUCUGUGUCCAGGGCGUUCUAACAUAAAAUAUCACUAUGUAUAAACAGAUGAAUAAAAAAUGGAAUGAAAUACA
Messenger RNA from Pseudophryne corroboree (corroboree frog), 2986 nucleotides. Its product is annotated as retinitis pigmentosa 1-like 1 protein. Lineage: Eukaryota; Metazoa; Chordata; Amphibia; Anura; Myobatrachidae. The transcript is spliced from 7 exons. The record is from RefSeq and is a predicted model, not a curated record. Gene Ontology annotation, biological process: double-strand break repair involved in meiotic recombination. Bases 117 to 2279 code for a protein of 720 amino acids.